AUGUUUGACACUCACUCCAAACAGCGCUCAUGGAUGAAGCGCCAAAAGGCUCGGUUGACGCGUCAGUUGCACAGGAUCACCAACGGCCUUUUUCCGUCCCCUUCAGAAAGCAUGCCCUCAAGCCAAAUUCGUGGCUCGUCUCGAUAUCGAAGCCCUUCUCCUUUUCCCUUGCAGAGACUCACCGCCAAAGAAGUGGAUGAGAUUGAGGGGCAACCUGAAGAGCCAGAGGGCGCUACUGGGUGCGAUGACCUCGACGAACUGUCACCUUCUGCAUCACACGCAAGUAACGCUUCGAGCAUGUGGAGACCUCCCAUUCCGUAUCUCGACAAGACUCCCCAGAGCCGCUCUCCAUCCCGCUCGACCAGUCAGGCUGUCCAAGCCAGACGUGAGGUGAAGUUGAUAACCCCACCUCCUACAGAGGCACAACAACCACAAUCGGCAACCAUCGAGCAAGUGCCAUCUGCUGUGGUAAACGACAAGACAUCACUCCUCGCCGACACCAUACCUUUUGAGCUAGACAACAGCAACGAGUGGGAAAACGUUACGGCUCAUGACACUACCAUGAUCCAGGAUCUGGAUCUCACAUUCUGCACCUUAGACGAGACGCCUGUCUUGAACCCCACGAGGCCCUUGCGAUACCUUGGAAUUAUUGGCGGCAUGCGGCUGGAUCCAAAGCAGCGAUCACGUCUCAGCCCUUCCUGGAACGAGUGCCCCAAAGAAGGGUUGGCUACCAGGACCCCGCCACAGAUACACCAAGGUCCCAGCGGUUAUAUCCUCCCCUGGCUCCUCAUCUUGGGGCUCAUUUGA
Messenger RNA from Neurospora crassa OR74A, 807 nucleotides. RefSeq lists its product as hypothetical. The transcript has 3 exons. The record is from RefSeq and is a predicted model, not a curated record. Bases 1 to 807 code for a protein of 268 amino acids. NCBI's taxonomy places the organism in Eukaryota, Fungi, Ascomycota, Sordariomycetes, Sordariales, Sordariaceae.